Messenger RNA from Penicillium concentricum, 819 nucleotides. Its product is annotated as exosome non-catalytic core subunit RRP40. The transcript has a single exon. Lineage: Eukaryota; Fungi; Ascomycota; Eurotiomycetes; Eurotiales; Aspergillaceae. The record is from RefSeq and is a predicted model, not a curated record. Gene Ontology annotation, molecular function: RNA binding. Gene Ontology annotation, cellular component: nuclear exosome (RNase complex); cytoplasmic exosome (RNase complex). The coding region runs from base 1 to 819 and encodes 272 amino acids. Gene Ontology annotation, biological process: TRAMP-dependent tRNA surveillance pathway; U4 snRNA 3'-end processing; poly(A)-dependent snoRNA 3'-end processing.
AUGAGUGCCCCGCUUGUCCUAUUACCUAGCGACGAGGUACCUCCAGACCAUCUUCCUACCAACAGCUCCAACCCUCUACGACUAGGCCCCGGCCUCCGCAUCCUAUCACAGCCCUCUUCAAAGGGAACCAAACAUGUCUUAACAGCAACACAAGCUGGUCUGUUGACGACCGAUGCCAAACGAAACACCGUCUCGCUUCUUUCUUUCCCGAACCGCCGAUACAUUCCCACCGUCAACGACUUCGUCAUUGCUCAGAUCCACCAUUCCAGCGUUGAUUUCUUUCACUGCAUGGUAACUCCACACACAGCACACGCGCUUCUGGGUCAGUUGUCCUUUGAGGGCGCAUCCAAGAAGACAAGGCCAAUGUUGAAGCAAGGCGAGCUGGUGUAUGCGCGAGUACAGUCCGUGGGACUCGGCGCCGGCGCCGAAGUUGAACUCACCUGUGUCAACCCAGCAACUGGCAAGGCUGAUGGAGGAUUGGGACCCUUGGCGGGUGGAAUGGUAUUUGAUGUUUCGACUGGUAUGGCGGCUCGCUUGAUUCGGGCAAGCUCUUCUUCUGCCGAGAAUACGGAUGCAAUUGAAGGAUUGGUUGUUCUUUCUGAGCUUGGAAAGAAGUUGGAGAGCUUGGGAGGGUUUGAGAUUGCUGUUGGCCGCAAUGGAAAGGUGUGGGUGGACUGCUCCAACGCCGCAGAAAGUGCUGUCAAGGUCACUAUCGCAAUUGGACGCUGUCUACAGGAGACAGAUCAGCAAAAUCUUCACACUCAUGACCAAAAGAAACUAGUGACGAAAAUCCUAAGGGAUAUGAAGCUUGUUUCGUGA